AUGAAGUUCUUAUACUCUCUAAGAGAUGUUUCUGCUAUACCUUCACUUGAAUUUGGGCAAUUGGCACUGGAUUUCAUGUGUGAGGAGUCAGAGCGUCAUUUUGAAAUGAUUAUGAACAUACCAAGUGUUGAGGAAAUGAACAAGCCUUCAUAUAUUGGUGGAUGUCUUCCUAUUUGGGGAAUCAUUUAUCUGGAUUUUGUUGAUUUUGAUUUUAUUGAUAAUCAUCAGUCAACUGUUGAUAGGAAUUAUGAGUCUAGGAAAUUUUUUGGGGUUUUACCACUCCGAGACAUAUCAUGCACACCAUAUGCUAAUGUGGUCCCAGUUAACGGUGCUCAUGAUGCUCCUGGUGUGUUUAAUUCAGUUCCUUCUGUGGAGGUCAACAAUGGUAAUACUGUUCAUGAAGCUCUCAAUGAAAACAAGUCAAUUGAUUCAAAAAGUCUAGAUAUCAUUUCAGCAGUUCCCAGUUGCACUGCAAAAGUUGAACCAGACAUAAAAUUCAAACCAGAGUCACAUUUGAAAUCAGAGGCCCCCUCCAAUGAUGUAGUUAAGAACGAGCCAAUCAGACCAAAAUUUGAGAACAUUUCUGUCCUGAAUUCGGUGUACCAAACACCAAUUUUUCCAGUCAAUGGUACACCUCUGAACACCAACCCUGUUGGGCAUCCUACCACUUCACUACCUAAGGAAGAAAUUUUUCUAUCGACUGAAGCACCUGAUAUCAAUUUAUCUAGUGGGGUUGAUGCAAAAAGAAGUUUUAUAUUGAUUAGUUCUGCUUCUCCAAAUGAAAGAGUGGAACACUUUGAAGGUACUGCAAUCAUUAUUCAGGAUGAUUCUCCUAUCACUCCUGCUGGUGUGACUAAUGAAGACAUACUAGCCUCUCACUGUGAUACAAGUGUAGGAAUGUCAAUGAACAUGGACUUUGCUGUCCAACAAGACUUUUCUACAAUGAAUAAUGCAGAAGCUGGACCGAGUAUAGGAACUAACACAAUGGAAAAGAAGAACAGAAAGAAAAGAGCAGCUAAAGUUCAAUCCCCCGAACCACCAAAGAAACUCAAAAUCUCUCACGAAGUGGAUAUCUUCUUUUCCAAAUAUCUGAUGAAGCCUAUAUUCCAAGAAUAGUUAAUUCUCUUAUUCCUUUAGUUAUUUUAUCAUUUCUUAUUUCAUUAAAUUAUGAGAACUUUUUUAGUCUACACAUCUACCUAGAAAAAUAAUUGUAGGCAUUUUCUAAUCUGCAAGCAAUUUUAUGGACUAAAUUAGUUGUAGACAUUUUUCAUCAUAUUUUGUAUUAUGAAAUCCGAACAAAUUUAUGGAUCACCUCAAAGGUAGUUCAGAUAAAAAACUUUGUAGUUCAUACAAUUUUAGACUAAAAAGAAAUUAUAUGGAUACCAAACUAAUUUAGUUUACAGCUCAAUGUUCAUACCCCUAUAAAAGGAUGUUUAACCUUUUGUUUUGACCACCAUAGCGUUGUAUAUGUAUUUUUUAAUUGUUAAACUAUAUUUUUAAGAUCCUUUUUCUCAAUUUAACAUUAGUUAUGCUUGUUUAUUCUGUCCAGCAUUCUUUUUGUUGACAUAGAGGGUUUUCCUGUAAGCUAUGAGAAUUACUUAAAUUCAUUUAAAGCGAGGGGUGAGAUUGGAGAUGAAGUGAUGAACUCAUUUAUUCAAGUUCUUAACUAUGAAUCAAAGAUGUCAUCUGAAGUAAAGCCUUACGUUAAGAAGUACUGUUUCACUUCAUACUCCACUGUUAGUUUUCCUUCUAACCUACCUAUUUGGUUCUCUUUUGACCAAUUUUUCUUUUUACUUACAUUCAAUGUGAGAUAUUUACUAAUUUUCAUUUUGUUAUUCACAGAAUAAAUUGUUGGUCCCCCCGAGUUAUUUGAUCCAGUUUCGUGCAUACGAGAAUUUGACAGGAUUAAUUCAGAAGAAAGCCUUUGGAAGCAAGACUUGUUAUACUUCCCUACUGUAAAAUCAAACCAGUGGUUUGUACUUUCCAUCAACUCUCUCUUUGAGAGAUCUCACUUUUUUGAUCCCUGUGGCACCAUUCUGGGAACUACCCAGCAAGAACUUGUCUAUAACUUGCUUUCCAACUACAACAUGCUUUGCAAGCUGAGUAAAAAGCCAUUCAAGAAUGUAUUCUCUUUCAAGCUUGAACCUGUGGGACCUUACCCAACAAACUGUCUAAUGCAUGACUCAGGCCACUAUCUGCCUUUGUACAUCGAAAAUUUCGAAGGCAAAGCUAUGAAGACUUUCAGUGCGGCGAACAUUCCAAAGUACAGAAUGAUAUCUGCGUUCAAGUUAUUCAAAAGCACUUUGAACAAGCUCAAGAAAGAAGAUCUGCCAAUAGGAAAUUGACUUUCCCGCAACAUCCAUCUGCAAACAUUUUGAAUGUGUAAUUGAUCGGGAGAAAAGAAUGCAUUUUCCUGUCUACAAUAGUUUCAUCUGUAAUCAUAUGGUAGUACAUAGUACUACUUGUUUAAACAUAUGUCACCCUCGAGCAACUGCUAUACUCUUGGAUAUGUACUUUUUUUGAAUCCAAAUGGCAUACUAUAUUUUCCUUGAACUAUAUAGUAUCUAUGUUGGCGUAC
Aegilops tauschii subsp. strangulata is the source of this 2578-nucleotide messenger RNA. The record is from RefSeq and is a predicted model, not a curated record. NCBI's taxonomy places the organism in Eukaryota, Viridiplantae, Streptophyta, Magnoliopsida, Poales, Poaceae.